GCCAUUCCUCCAGGAAAUGUCCAAGUUUCCUACGUCAGCAUUAGUACAGUGUCUCUUACCUGGGAAACACUGGCUGGUGAGGUGGAGGGCUACGUUGUGACCUGUUUCUGUGAUUCGGAAACACAUGGAGAGCAGACAACAGAUUCAGAAAAUGUGACAUUCUACGAUCUGAAGCCAGGGCUCAAGUAUGACUUCCAAAUUAAAACACAGCUGAAAAGCGGAGGACUCAGCCAGCCUGCCUUGGCAUCUGCCCACACAGAGGCCAUUCCUCCAGGAAAUGUCCAAGUUUCCGGUGUCAGCAUUAGUACGGUGUCUCUUACCUGGGAAACACCGGCUGGUGAGGUGGGGGGCUACGUUGUGACCAGUUUCUGUGAUUCAGAGACACACGGAGAGCAGACAACAGAUUCAGAAAGUGUGACAUUCUACGAUCUGAAGCAAGGGCUCAGGUAUGACUUCCAAAUUAAAACACAGCUGAAAAGCGGAGGACUCAGCCAGCCUGCCUUGGCAUCUGCCCACACAGAGGCCGUUCCUCCAGGAAAUUUCCAAGUUUCUAAUGUCAGCAUUAGUACGGUGUCUCUUAUCUGGGAAACACAGGCUGGUGAGAUUGGGGGCUACGUUGUGACCUGUUUCUGUGAUUCAGAGGCCCACGGAGAGCAGACAACAGAUUCAGAAAGUGUGAAUUUCUAUGAUCUGAAGCCAGGGCUCAAGUAUGACUUCCAAAUUAAAACACAGCUGAAAAGCGGAGGACUCAGCCAGCCUGCCUUGGCAUCUGCCCACACAGAGGUCAUUCCUCCAGGAAAUGUCCAAGGUUCCGAUGUCAAAAGUAGUACAGUGUCUCAUGCAUGCGGAACACCUGCUGGUGAGGUGGAGGGUUAUGGUUGGACCCGUUUCUAUGAGUCAGAAACACACGGAGAGCAGACAACAGAUUCAGACAGUGGGUCAUUCUCUGAUCCUAAGCCAGGGCUCAACAAAGACUCCGAUAAAAACAGAGGACUCAUCCAGCCUGCCUUACCAUCUGCCCACACAGAGGCCAUUCCUCCAGGAAAUGUCCAAGUUUCCGAUGUCAGCAUUAGUACGGUUUCUCUUACCUGGGAAACAGCGGCUGGUGAGGUGGGGGGCUACGUUGUGACCUGUUUCUGUGAUUCAGAGACACAUGGAAAGAAGACAACAGGUUCAAAAAGUAUGACAUUCUACAAUCUAAAGCCAGGGCUCAAGUAUGACUUCCAAAUUAAAACACAACUGAAAAGCGGAGGACUCAGCCAGCCUGCCUUGGCAUCUGCCCACACAGAGGCCAUUCCUCCAGGAAAUGUCCAAGUUUCCGAUGUCAGCAUUAGCACAGUGUCUCUUACCUGGGAAACACCGGCUGGUGAGGUGGGGGGCUUCGUUGUAACCUGUUUCUGUGAUUCAGAGACACACGGAGAGCAGACAACAGAUUCAGAAAGUGUGACAUUCUAUGAUCUGAAGCCAGGGCUCAAGUAUGACUUCCAAAUUAAAACACAACUGAUAAGCGGAGGACUCAGCCAGCCUGCCAUGGCGUCUGCCAACACAGAGGCCAUUCCUCCAGGAAAUGUCCAAGUUUCUGAUGUCAGCAUUAGUACAGUGUCUCUUACCUGGGAAGCUGCGGCUGGUGAGGUGGGGGGCUACGUUGUGACCUGUUUCUGUGAUUCAGAGACACACGGAGAGCAGGCAACAGAUUCAGAAAGUGUGACAUUCUACGAUCUGAAGCCAGGGCUCAAGUAUGACUUUCAAAUUAAAACACAGCUGAAAAGCAGAGGACUAAGCCAGCCUGCCUUGAUAUCUGCCCACACAGAGGCCAUUCCUCCAGGAAAUGUCCAAGUUUCCGAUGUCAGCAUUAGUACGGUGUCUCUUACCUGGGAAACACCGGCUGGUGAGGUGGGGGGCUACGUUGUGACCUGUUUCAGUGAUUCAGAGACACGUGGAGAGAGGACAACAGAUUCAGAAAGUGUGACAUUCUACGAUCUGAAGCCAGGGCUCAAGUAUGACUUCCAAAUUAAAACACAGCUGAAAAGCGGAGGACUCAGCCAGCCUGCCUUGGCAUCUGCCCACACAGAGCCCAUUCCUCCAGGAAAUUUCCAAGUUUCCGAUGUCAGCAUUAGCACAGUGUCUCUUACCUGGGAAACACCGUCUGGUGAGGUGGGGGGCUACGUUGUGACCUGUUUCUGUGAUUCAGAGACACAUGGAGAGCAGACAACAGAUUCAGAAAGUGUGACAUUCUACGAUCUGAAGCCAGGGCUCAAGUAUGACUUCCAAAUUAAAACACAGCUGAAAAGCGGAGGACUCAGCCAGCUUGCCUUGGCAUCUGCCCACACAGAAACUAAACAGGAGAGUUUGCGGGAAGAUCUUAAUGAAAGGUUGCCAAGCGUCGUAACUCCACCUGAUCACUGCAACUAUCAACUUAUUGAAGUUCCAUCUUUUGGAUCUAUAGAGGUUCAUCGUGCUGGCACCAACAUCAUCGCUCUUGGCUGGGCUCCAACCGAACAGCAAGUGGAAUCUCAUUAUCAGCUUCUCUACUCUUGCAAAAUCAAGUCACAGGCUAUCCUGAUCACAGAUUCCCGCAAAGUAAACAUCGGUGACCUUUUGCCUGGGACGGAAUACACUUUCAGUAUCAUUAGGAUUACUGACGGAAAACAUAGCAAAUCAGCAUCUCUAUCGGUUUUCACUGGUAAACAUGCCUCAUAACAUUAGAUAAAUCCUCCUUUUAAAGUCAAACACUGAUACAACCAGAAGGUAGCAUGCUACAUGAAUAUGCGUGUUUGUUUUUCAGCUUUUACAGAGGCAAUUC
Messenger RNA from Gadus morhua (Atlantic cod), 2803 nucleotides. RefSeq names its product fibronectin-like. Lineage: Eukaryota; Metazoa; Chordata; Actinopteri; Gadiformes; Gadidae. Gene Ontology annotation, molecular function: protein binding. Bases 1183 to 2700 code for a protein of 505 amino acids. The transcript has 12 exons. The record is from RefSeq and is a predicted model, not a curated record.